GACGCUAGUGUCUUACAUGCCGCUAGCCUGGCGCGGCGCGGCCAUUCGAGUCUGGGAGAGUGAGGACCCAGCAGUUUGGUGCAACGUGUUGCUGGUUACCGCUGCUCGCCAGCGCUUAAGUCUCACAAACCAUAGCUGUGGCCAAAAAUGCGCUGUGUCCUCACACUGAUUGAUGCGAGAUUGGUACGUAUUUGUCGUCGAACAGAAUACAGCAAUAUAGGGAUGCCUGCAGUGCAGCUGCUGUAGUGCUGCAGCAGGACGCGUAGCCAUGGUGGAGAACGAGACCCUGCGCACGGUCAUCAGCGGCACCGCCGGCGGCAUCGCUUCGAUCCUCGCUGUGCACCCCCUCGACACGGUCCGCACGCGGCUGCAGGCGGCGCCGGCGGGCGCGUACCGCGGCGCCUGGCACUGCGCGCGCGUCACAGUAAGACGGGAGGGGCCGCUCGCGCUCUACAAGGGCCUCGCCUGGCCCCUCGCGGCCCAGGGGCUCUACAAGGCCGUCAUGUUCGGCGUCUACGGCGCCGCGUCCCGCGCGCUCCGGGGCGGCGACCCGGCGCGGCCGCUCGCGGCGCACGAGGUCUUCGCGGCCGGCGGCGUCGCCGGCGGCGCCAACGCCCUCGUGCUGGCGCCCGUCGAGCUGGUCCGGAACCGCUUCCAGGUCGCGGCGGGGCGGACGACGCUACGCGCCGUCCUGCGCGAGGCGGCGGCGGCGGGCGGCGUCUACCGCGGCCUCGGGGCCACGCUUCUGCGGGACGUGCCGGGCGUCGGCGCCUACUACGCGGCCUUCGAGGCCAUGCGGCGGCGCGCGGUGGCGCUCCGGGGCUCGCCGAAGCUGGAGCUCGCUGCGGUGCAUCAAUCGAAUUGUGCGGCGAUGAAUCGACGCGACGCCCCUGAUUGAUUGGCGCACAGGCUCGCCGAGCUCGCCGUCGCCGGCGCGGGCGGCGGCGUGGCGUUCUGGACCGUGGCGCUGCCGCUGGACUUCGCGAAGACGCGCCUGCAGGUCGGCGCCGAGGCGGGCUCGGCGUCGGUCGCGGGGGUGCUCCUGGACGCGGUGCGCGCGGGCGGGCUCCGGCGGGUAUACGUCGGCUACGCGUCCGCGCUCGCGCGCGGCGUGCCGGGCGCGGCGGUCGUCUUUAGCGUGUACGGGGCCGUCCACGAGCGGCUCGGUGGUGGUUCGUGAAUAAGUUUGUCUUACAUA
Pelagomonas calceolata is the source of this 1198-nucleotide messenger RNA. Lineage: Eukaryota; Pelagophyceae; Pelagomonadales; Pelagomonadaceae. The record is from the annotation of a GenBank genome assembly.